GCGAGGGGUGUGUGCAGCGGUGGGCGGGGCUAAGGACGCGUCAAUCAGCGGCGCUACAAUAGCACGUGCGGCGGUCAUGGUCACAGAGCGGCGCGGCGGAGUCGACGCGACUGCGGGCUGCCGAUAGGAGAGAGGGCGAGCGCUCACCGUCACCUUAUCCAUCCACCGCUCCUCCUUCACUACAACCGCAACCGCCUCUGCAACCCGAUCGCCCUUUAAUAAUGCACGGGGAGGUGAAGCGAAUACCAGCGGCCGGGCUCUGAGUGAUGUAUCGCGCCGGUUACUACAGCGCCGCACCGGAGAGACCGAACCUGUAGCUGUGUGAUCCGCGGAGAAAAUGUCACACUAUCAUUUCAUCAAAUGCUGUUGUUUUCAGCUAUGUAACGUGUUCAGGCAGAACAUGGAGAUAGACCAGUGUCUGCUGGAGUCUCUGCCGUUGGGCCAGCGUCAGAGGCUGGUCAGACGCAUGCGUUGCGAGCAGCUGCGGGUCUACUACGAGCGAGAGCGAACGCUACAGAAGCAGAGCUUCCCUAAACCCCGCUCCACCAACCGCAAAAAACAAAGAAUCAGCUUCACGCUUUCAGACGUCAUCCAGGACGCUAUCAUACGACACGAUGACAAAGAAGUGCUGAGGCUGCUGAAGGAGGGAGCUGACCUGAACACAGUGAUUUCCUCAGGAGGAUCUCUGCUCCAUCUGUGCGCCCGCCAUGACAAUGUGUUCGCAGCAGAGAUUUUGAUAGAGAAAGGACUGAAUGUCAACCUGCAGGAUGAAGACCUCUGGACUGCCCUGCAUGUGGCCUGUGCCUGUGAUCACGCAGAUAUGGUGCUGCUGCUGCUUCUGGCUGGAGUCAACGUGCUGCUGCAGGAUGUGAACGGGAACAUCCCACUCGACUACGCCACGGAGGGGACGGAAACCAGCUACAUCCUCAUCAGACACCUGGAGGAGAAUGGAGUGGACAUGAGCUCUAUGCACCAGAUGAAGACCCAGCGCUCGUGCACCAUGUUGUCUGACGUGAGGCAGCUGGUCAGCAGCGGGGGCAGCGUCAAUCAACAAAAUGAUGACGGGGUCACGCUGCUACACAUCGCCAGUGCCAGCGGUUAUAAGGAGGUGGUGUCUAUGCUGCUGGAGAGCGGGGCGGACGUCCAGGUGUCUGACAACAGCUUCUGGACACCAUUACACCUGGCUGCCAAAUAUGGGCAGACCCAAAUCGUGAGCCAGCUGUUGAAGCACAAAGCAGAUCCUUCUCUCCUGAACUGCAACCAGGACAAGCCCUCAGACAUAGCUGCUAGUGAGCGGAUUGCAGAGAUGCUGAUGAGAGCAGAGGAAUUCUGGGUACAGAGACAGACAGAUCCCUCGGCUCUGCCUCCACAAUCAGAAGAGCACUGCACAGAGGCCAACCAGGACAGCAGCCUGCCUGUAAAGAAACUGUCUACUAUAGCUUUACCCAUCUCUAGGAGGGACAGUUUGUUGGAGAAGGAGGCCAUGUUCAGGGACUCAGGAGGAGCACUGACGCAGCAGCCUUCACUUGAUAACGGGCUGGACGGACCGUAUCCCAGUGCUGCAGGAAAACUUGAGCAGGUGAAACUGAUGCCUCCCGCUCCUAAUGAUGACCUUGCAUCCCUCAGUGAACUCACGGACAGCAGCCUGCUCUACGAGAUGCAGAAGCGCUUUGCCAACGACCAGAUAUAUACUUACAUUGGACACAUUCUUCUGCUCAUUAACCCUUACAAGGACCUACCCAUCUACUCUAAUCUGGUCAGUCAGUUGUAUCUGAGCUCCAGCGGUCGUCUGUGUUCUUCUCUCCCUCCUCAUAUCUUCUCUUCAGCGGAGCGAGCCUAUCACAUGAUGCUGCAGGAGAGACGCCCGCAGUGUUUCAUCAUCAGUGGAGAGAGUGGUUCUGGGAAGUCUGUGGCCUGUAAGCACGUCCUCAAACACCUGGCUGCUCGCUCAAGUCCCAAAGGCUUCGCUUUAGAGCCACGAAUGAAGCAUGUAAAUGUGAUCUUGGAAGCUUUCGGCCAUGCUAAGACUCAGAUGAACUCCUCAGCGAGCCGUUUCAUCAAACUCAUCUCACUGCAGUACUGUGAGAAGAGAAAGACUCUGCUCAGAGGUCAUCUGUACACUUACAUGCUGGAGAAGUCGAGGGUCAUCUGCACCCCAGCGCAUCAGCAGAACUUUAACAUCUUCUACCUGAUGGCCGAGGGACUUUCAGCAGAAGAGAAGAGUAAUCUAUAUCUAAACAAUGUCCUAGCCCACAGGUGUAUGAACGCAGCGGCUCCUGGUGAAAGUCCUGCAGUAGCUACCACGUGUCCUCAGAGCAGAGAGAAGCUCUCGGCCCUUAAGCAGGCUCUGCGGGCCCUCGGCUUUAAUAGACUGGAGGUGGAGAAUUUGUUUGUGGUCCUCUCUGCGCUGCUGCACUUGGGAGACGUGCGCUUCACCGCCCUGACAGACGCUGACACCGCAUUUGUGUCCGACUUGCAGCUGCUGGAUAGAGUGGCUGGAAUGCUGCAGGUGAGCUCUGAGGACCUCGGCUCUGCCCUCACCUCUGAUGUGCAGUGUUUCAAAGGUGAUGUCAUAACAAGGCGCCACACAGUCGACAUGUCCAACCAUCACAGAGACCUCCUGGCAAAAGCUUUAUACGGACGACUCUUCAGCUUCCUGGUCAAUAACAUUAACUUUUACCUCCAAGGCCAUGAAGACAGCAUGGGAGAUCCUGCCCUUGAGAUAAGCAUCCUGGACAUCUUUGGCUUCGAGGAAUUCCACCGCAAUGGUUAUGAACAGCUGUGCGUGAACAUGGUGAAUGAGCGGAUCAGGCAGUUCACCGCAGACGUGCUCUUCCAGCAGGAGCAGCAGGAAUGUCUGCAGGAGGGGGUUGCCAUGGAGACGCUACGCUCCCUCUGCAACCAGACAGCGGUGCUGGACUACUUCUUCCAGAAGCCUCAGGGUGUGCUGUGUAUCGUUGAUGAGGAGAGUCAGUCCCUCAGGCCAUGUGAAGUCAACCUUUAUAAGCGACUGCAGAUGCAGCUGGAUUCCUCCGGUUUGGAUGCCGUCUCCCUCACGACCAAGGAUGGCAACGGGAACCCCCCACCCAAAGACCAGGGGCCAUCGUUUACCGUCACUCACUACGCCGGCAAGGUGACCUAUGACCUCACCGGCUCACUGGACAAGAACAAGGAUGUUCUACCCCAAAACAUCUUGUUUGUUAUGAAAACAAGUGAGAACGUGCUCAUCCAUCAAAUGUUCCAGUGUAAGCUGACUCAGACGGGUUCACUGGUUCCCCACCACCAGCGACUGAAGCUCCGCGGGCCCAAAGGCACUUUGCUUAACAAGAGCACUACCCUAAAUCCUGCCAGAGACGCCAAGAAAUAUGUGGAAUUGAACAAGCUCCUGAAGAAGAAGGGAGCGAUGUCCUUCCUGCAGAGUCUGGAUCGUUGUGGACCGGUCACUGUGGCGGUGCAGCUCAGGAACUCUCUGUGUGAGAUCACCAGUAAGCUGCAAGCAUGUACGCCUCACUUUGUUCAGUGCGUCAGGCCCAACAGCGCCGGAAGGCCUGAUGUGUUCGACAGCUUCCACGUGUCCUCACAGCUCCAGUACGUAGGGGUUCUGGAGAUGGUCCGCAUGAUCCGGUAUGGAUACCCAGUCCGCCUGUCUUUCCCCAGCUUCCUGAGCAGAUACAGAGAGCUGGUGGACACCAUCCUUACUGACAGGAAGAAAGCAUCUGCAGAGGAGAAGUGCCGUCACAUUCUGCAGCAUUGUAAACUCCAGGGCUGGCAGAUGGGGAACAGUAAGGUUUUCUUGAGAUACUGGCAGGCCGAUCACCUUAAUGAUCGCUGCCAUCAACUGCACAGGAAGAUUAUUGUCUGUCAGAAAGUGGUGCGUGGCUGGUUGGCCAGACAAUGUGCGCGGCGCAGGCUCACGUCUCGGCAGCAGGAGCAGUGUAACGUCCAGCGGUUCCUGCAGGGAGCAGAGGACUUGGGUUUGCGGGCUUACGACAGCCUGGUCAUCCAAAACGCAGCUGAUAUUGCACGAGAGAAUGACCGCCUCAGGGGUCACAUCAGUGCUCCGCCGCUGGGCGAGAGACCGGAACCUGUGGGCAAAGAAGAAGACUCGCCCAAGAGGAUUGUUGAAAAAAGUGGGAGGGUUAACGAUGUGGCAGGCCGUGGGGGGAACAGACCACUCCGGCAUUUCCGCUCCAGCUCUGUGCCUCUACCCCUGGUUAUGGACAGCUUGGUACACUCCAGUAUUGGGACAUCAAUCAAAGCAGCCCUUCAGCCUGCGCCACACUCCACUGAGGAGGGAAAUGGAGGGAGCCUCUCCUCCCCACGAAAACAACCUCCUCCCAAACCCAAACGAGACCCUAAUACACGUCUGAGUGCAUCAUAUGAGGCAGUGAGCGCUGGGCUGAGUAUUGCACCUAAAGACAGCCCUGCUGAGGGUCAAGCCUCUCCAUCUGGAAGCCCACCAAAAACUCAACUCUCUCCUUCUGAUCCUCUCUCUAAACCACGCCCUCACAGUGAUGACUACAGCACCAUGAAGAAGAUCCCACCCCCCAAGCCCAAACGCAGCCCUAAUACCAAACUGACAGGCUCUUACGAGGAGAUCUCUGUACCUUCUCCUGCACGGCCCACGGACAUGAAGCUUGUCAGCCUGUUACGAGGCGGCCACUGCCUGGGCCUCAUCCAGCGAGCAGCAUCUGCGGAUGGCCCCCAUUCUUCUGUGCUAAGCUUAUACCCCUGCCAGGAUGAGGAGGAUGUGUAUAUUGAGAUGGUGGGGGCCUCAAGAGCCCUCAGCCUGGCAGAUUCCCACAGUCCAGAACUGGGAGAGGCAGUAUACGAGGAAAUGAAGUACUUCCCACCUGAUGAGGUGGGGUCAGCUCCGGUGGUCAAGCCUGAAACUGUCAAUCCCACUACUGCAACCCUGCCUGCCCCAGUUCUGGAAAUCAAGAGGCCUGUGACUUUGAUGGAGCACUCUGGCACUCUUGGGGGAAAGCAGCAAGGAAAAGAUGGGACGUCAUGUGACAUUCCAGCUCCAUUCCCCAAUCUUCUUCCACACCGUCCCCCACUUCUAGUCUUCCCUCCAUCCCCUGUCACCUGCUCUCCUGCCUCGGAUGAGUCCCCUCUUACACCUUUGGAGGUUAAGAAGUUGCCGGUGUUCGAGACCAACCUCAACUACACCAGCCAGGAUGGAGGUAGCCCACUCUCACCACAGUACACCCGGCAAAGAGCUGACUCCUCACCAAGUCUUUCUGUCCUAAUGCCAGACAAAUCUACGCCACCCUUGACUCCUCCUCCCCCUCCUCCCCCUCCAGCAGCACUUCCACCUCCUUACCGUCCCCCAUCCCACUUCCCCUUUCCCCCUGAACCAAACUUCUUGGCCCUGACCCGUGCAGCUUCUGUGGCUACCACUGAUUCCCCCAAGGUUUCCCAUAAAAUAGGGCACGGUCUGGCAGAGACGCCCCCAAGCAGUACGAAACCUCCCUUCUCCCCAGUAAAGACUUCGAGGCCAGAGCCCCGCAGAGCUCACUCCUGCUCCUCAUCGCCUCUGCUCUUCAACCCUGCCAAUGGGAGACCCCUCACCAGCCCUCUAGACGAGCUCAACACUCUUUUCAGCUCAGGGCGCAGCCUGCUCCGCAAGUCCACCACUGGAAGAAAGAUACGUGACAGUGGACUCUCAAAUUCCAACAUUAACCUGCCGGGUCGAGAGGAUCAAGGCCCCAUCUCUCCGUCAGCACAGUUACAGGACAAAAACGCCAAUAACCACACUUCUCCCAACUCUUCAAACCCUGCCCCCAUUGAGAACGGCAACCAGAUCUCUAAUGGGACGUUGGAAGACGAGGGACAUCCGAAGUCUAAUGCGUCCAGCACCUCAACGUUACACAGGCACAUGGACAGCCACCACACUCAGGUUCUCCAGAGGUCACGUGCAUGUGGGGAUCAGCGGGCCACUCUGCAGGAAUUGUUGCGCUGGCGGAGGAGUGUUUGUGAUGGACGACCGGACUGGCAGAACGCUUGGCUCCACACAAACACCUCACCCACCCUAACAGUGAAGACCAAGAGUCCCCGAAAGAAAUCAUCGCCCUAGAGAUUGUGGUCUCCCUGAGUUAAACCUCAGUUAAACCCCACUCCUUAGGCCCGAUGGCCCUUUUUAUGAUUUGCCCUUCACAUAGGGGUGGCGUCCUCUAAACAGAGCAAGACUCUGAACUCAGGAGAGUAGGGCAUUCGAAUUGGUUCAUGUUCCUCUCUUCACUUCUUUUAAAAGAAUGAAAGGUUCCUUGGAAAAUUGUUUCAAAAUGACCAGCUGGGACCAAAUAACCGUGUCCAACUUUAAAAAAUAUAAUGUCAUUGUCUUGCUAAUAUGAAUCCCAUUUGCAGUUUCCUAAGCAUCAUGCUGUUUUGGAAGAUUUCAUCACAUUGCCUUGAUUGCAACUCAUCAACGCUAUCUUAGGGCUGUGCAAAUGUAUCUCAAUUGUGUGCUAUAGUCUACAUUGUGGGCCAUAUUUUAGUGGUGCUGGUCGCUCCACAUGUGGUUGUUGUUGACUGGGUUGGGUAAAAAGUGCCAGUUCUGUCCCAACUCGAGACACAUGGAUGCGACAGACCUUAAAGUUUACAAGACUUGUGUUGACCUCCUAGGACUAGCCUUGUGAACAAAGUCCUCCUUCAGGUUCAGAGAAGCAGCUACACCUCACGCUUUUUCAGGUGCUUUGGUUACCCUCUAUCAGAGGUGGAAACCAUCACACACAGGUUGUGACCUUACGAAGAGGUCAGGGUUCAGGGAAAUCACAAGUAACAUCACAGGUCCACAACAUUUCCACCAGCUUCUGGACUACAUUCAUUGUUCACGCUAGGCUAAUGUGCGCACAUUUCCGCAACACAAAACCGAAAGGUUUCGCAAGACACACUGUUGACAAACUUGAAGACGCUUGAUUUUUUUGAAAGGUUAAAGAGCACAAUUUUCCAAACACACCUUCAGAUGGAACAAUCAUUGCUAGUCAUGGAUAUUACUGCUGAUGUGACUCUGAAAUUACCCUUAACUGUUUUUGGACUUUUCCUCAAAGGUGCUUCUGUACUAAUGCUGGGUUGUAUGGUGUCAUGUACCUUAGUAGACAACCUAUAAAAACAGCACAUGACCUGUGGUCUCAAGUUGAAGUUUCAAACUAUUCAUCCCUGCAGUCGUUCAUAAUUUGUGAAGGUACACAGAUGCCUCCAGACAGAGGCCUUGAGGCAUUUGGUUUAUCCAUACAGUGUGCAUAUGCAGAUUUAUUACCUGAAAGACCCUGGGUAAAUAUUUUUGGACCUUGAUCACUGGGUUUACAGCAGGAGACCCACCAUAAGCACAGCGCUUUUCUGAGAAUAAGCAGAACUUGACCUUCUGGUUCUGGUUUACUUUGGUUUGACUGACUAGAUGGAUUAUGUACAGAUUAGGAGUGUUUAUUAGCAAAUUAUUGUCUUCAUAGUGGAAAGAUAUCUCUGAAUGUUCAAGGAUGCAAUGACAGAAGGACUACGGUGGUGGGUUUUAUAGUGUGAAUAUUGUUUUAGUACAAAAUGAUUGUUUAUUGUCAACUCUUCAGUCGUAGUCCAUCCCUACAAGACUUCGGCCUACCUUUGAAAUGUAUAAAUAUAUUUAAUGUAUUGUACAGAACAUUUGUGUUUGUGCAAGUACGUUUAAGUUGCACUUUGCCGCAUGUGUUUUGUUUAGGCUUCAUUGCUUCAUGCCUGUGUGCUUAAAGGGUUAGUUCACCCAAAAAUGAAAAUUGUAUUUUACUGUAUUUUACUCACCCUCGAGGCAUCCUAGCUGUAUAAAACCUUAUCAGAAAAAUCCAGUUGGAGUUAUUAAAAAUCAGAGUAAUUAUAUUGAAAUCUUCCAACAUUUUUCUUUACAAAUCCUUUUUGUUUGUAUUUCUAAUUUGUGACUGGCGUUUUGUUUUGUUUUCUCUCCUCACUUGUCACUAAUCACUCAACGCAAUAUGUUUUAUGUCAUUUGACUGAAUGGCUUCUGCGUAUGAUUGAAUUUGAAAUACGGAUAUUUUCUUCUGUAAGACAAAUUUUUUUAUGGAUGUGUGCACUUCAUUUGUCAUCUUGUGGACUGUUUAACAGAAACAACUGCUGACUGCAACGAUAACUUUGAUCGGAUUCAUCUGACAGAAGAAAGUCAUAUACACCUAGGAUGCCUCGAGGAUGUGUAAAACACAGGUUAAUUUUCUUUUUUGGGGUGAACUAACACUUUAAAAAACAAGUUCCCAAAAUGUUACACCUUCAAAAAAGAGCCAAUUCAGUCCCCUUUGACACAAUGAUCCACGUCAAGGUCUUUGGUUUCAGUAUUUGAAUGUAUAUACAUCUGACAAAAACAGCGACUUAAUAUGUAUGGUUUAUACAACCAGUUGUGUUUAAUGAUUGUAUUGAAACAGUAAUUUAUUUUCAGUGUGAAACAUGAACUUAAAUUCAUUCAAAUUAACAUAUUGCAGAAACUAUUUUAAAGCCCAGUUUUGUGAGUCUCUAUAAAUCAUCACGGACAGCUCUAUAAAUGGGCUGAUAAGGCAUUCUGAAUCUCAUAAUUACUUCUAUCUCUUCUCUUCCCAACUAAUGUGAAUAGUCCCUUUCCCCAUUCCAUUGGACGGUGGUUUAAAAGCAUCUUUCACUGCUGUGCAGUUCUGCAGAUCAGAGACGCAUAUUAAAAUCACUGUGCAGGCCAGUGCUGACGGAGACCGGAACUCACUUCCUGGGUUUGAUCCACAGCUGCUUUGCAUCGCUACUGCUUAACAGGGUUACGAUACUAUUAUUUGAAACAUUUAUUUAUUGAAACAAAAAAAUGCUAUUUUAUAAUGUCUAGUAUUGACAUGUCAUCAAUACUAUAAAGCAAAAAGAGAAUGAAAAGAACUGUACAGUAUGAGCCCAUUUUUCUACUCUGUUGUUGAAAAGGGAACGUAUGUUAACGCAUGAGAUCUCUUAUGUACAUGCCCCGUCUGUCUGUUUUCCUGUGCUUAGUCUGAUACAUCGUGGAGAUAUAGACAUCAUUGGAUCAUGCCCUUUGUCUUAACUGGUGCUGUGGAACCAUCCGAACUUGAUGUUACGAACUUCCUCUCACCCUUCAGCCCAACGUGGAUUUAACGGACCUCUUGUUUUGAUGGAAAACAAUGGGCAGAAAUGGUUUGCCCAAGAUCGAUGUGUAGAGAACAUUUCCCAGUGUUGUAGUCGAGACUGGUUUAUUCGAGCCAGAGUCAAAACCAUGUCCAGAAUGGGGUUAAGCUCGGGUCAAGACUGGUUAAAAAAAAAAAAAACAACAUAUUUUUCUCUCUUGUUCUUAACUUGGACUCCACCGUCUUUUGGUCUCGGUUCUCUACUUACGACACUGACGCAUCUCCAUCUUAAGAAAGUGAAAACAAACUCAUUCAGAUUCUUGUGCUUGCUCAGAUACGCAGAGAUCAACAAAAUAUUUAAUUAUCAUGGCUGUUGCUGUCUUUUUUAGUCAAUGUGUUUUAGGUUUUUUCCUUGUUUUUGAUCCUUCUGUAAGUUCUAUAUGAAUAUGCCUAUUACUUCAAUACAUGUUUGUGGGCAAAGGAAAAAAUGUAUGUCUUGGUACAUAUUUUGUUUCAAAAUGUUUUAUAAAAUUCCUGUACAGCAAUAAAGCACAGUGUCAGUCAACUGGCAAAAAAAUAUAGAUAUA
Puntigrus tetrazona (Sumatra barb) is the source of this 9658-nucleotide messenger RNA. It is a transcript of the gene myo16, whose product is annotated as myosin XVI. Gene Ontology annotation, biological process: phosphatidylinositol 3-kinase/protein kinase B signal transduction; neuron projection morphogenesis; negative regulation of G1/S transition of mitotic cell cycle. The transcript is spliced from 35 exons. Bases 338 to 6079 code for a protein of 1913 amino acids. The record is from RefSeq and is a predicted model, not a curated record. NCBI's taxonomy places the organism in Eukaryota, Metazoa, Chordata, Actinopteri, Cypriniformes, Cyprinidae. Gene Ontology annotation, cellular component: myosin complex; nucleoplasm; perinuclear region of cytoplasm. Gene Ontology annotation, molecular function: protein phosphatase binding; actin filament binding; ATP binding.